CCUACAAACUUAAUAAAUGAAAAAAAAAAAAUAGUGUUUAAUGAUAAAUCGAAUCGAGUACUUGUGUAUUAGAAUACAAUACGUUUUGUGGAUCAAGAUGUUCUUGUGGUUGUUAACAGUUUGUAUGUUACAAAGCACCGUACAGGCAAGUUACGAGGUAGUAUUCGAAGAUGCUGAAUGUUUCGAUAUAAACGAAAAAUAUGUAAAGGAAUGUGAAAUAAAUGUAGACUACGAUAGUACAUAUGGAUCUAAAAUGGAUGCGUAUCUGGAAAUCCUUGAAAUUCCUAAUAAUUUUAUCGAAGUGACAGUUGAUACGUUCACCACUCAAAUGGGUGAAUAUACACUUCCUAUGGCACUUCACUUAGAAGGUGAUUUAUGCAAAUUUGCAGAAGACAAAAAUUCUAUAGGAUAUUUAUUUAUAAAGUCAAUAAAUAUAAAUACUUGUCCUCCACAACCAGGAAUUUACAAACAAGAAAGAUAUGUACUUGAUAACAUGGAUGCUUUACCACCUUCAUUUCCCGAAGGUCAUUAUUUAUUAAAUGCAACGUUAUCAUCUAGUGAUAUCAUAUUAUUUCGUAUUAAUUUAUAUGUAAGAGUAUAUUAAUUAAUUAUUAAAACAUAAUUGUACGAAAAUACCAAAAUAAAUUGACAGCAUAUAUUAAUUAA
Apis mellifera (honey bee) is the source of this 666-nucleotide messenger RNA. RefSeq lists its product as uncharacterized. The record is from RefSeq and is a predicted model, not a curated record. Lineage: Eukaryota; Metazoa; Arthropoda; Insecta; Hymenoptera; Apidae. Bases 41 to 604 code for a protein of 187 amino acids. The transcript has 4 exons.